Molecule: messenger RNA, 1183 nt
Organism: Melanotaenia boesemani (Boeseman's rainbowfish)
Lineage: Eukaryota; Metazoa; Chordata; Actinopteri; Atheriniformes; Melanotaeniidae
Product: olfactory receptor 146-like
Exons: 1
Coding region: 220-1167 (315 amino acids)
Biological process (GO): G protein-coupled receptor signaling pathway
Cellular component (GO): membrane
Molecular function (GO): olfactory receptor activity; G protein-coupled receptor activity
Source: RefSeq, a predicted model, not a curated record
AUGAUACCAGCAGGUAUUACUCUACUAGUUUUAUUGUGUUUAUGAAAAUGCUGACCAUAACUAAAAGAAAAUGUUUGUUUCAUGUGGUUUUGUUCCUGUUGUGGCUGCUAGUUAAACACCACAUGUGGAAUUCAUCUGACAGAAAACUUUGUUGUUGUGUUCUCACUUAAUAUAUCAGGUAAUCUCUUUUGUGAAGCAUUGUUUUGAUCUUUUAGGCUGAUGGAAAACUACACCUACAACAGCUUCAUCCUCCAGAUGGAGGGGUUAAUGGUCACAGAGGAUUCCAUGUACCCUGUGUUUUUCUUGUUUCUUAUUUCUUACACUGUGUUUAUGAUCAUGAAUUUGGGUAUUCUUGUUCUAAUCUUCAUUGAUAAGAACCUCCAUCAGCCCAUGUAUAUACUUUUCUGCAACCUGACAGUCAGUGAUAUCAUUGGAAGUACGCAUGCUUUACCUCGGCUUCUUUCAGACAUGCUGCUGCCUCCCUCUGAGCGUCUCAUCCAUUACUAUGAGUGUGUGGUUCAGGCUUUUACCACACAUAUGUUUGCUACCACUUCCCACACAACACUUAUGAUUAUGGCCUUUGACAGAUAUGUGGCCAUCUGCCAUCCUCUGCGCUACUCUGCUAUCAUGACCAACAAAAUGAUCAUCAAGCUGACAGUUUCUGCCUGGGGAGUUCCCUUCGUUCUGGUGGGGGUUCUGCUGGGUCUGACCAUACGGCUGAACCGAUGCAGGACUCUGAUUACAAACCCCUUCUGUGACAAUGCCUCAUUGUUUAAGCUGUCAUGUGAAAGUAGUUUAAUUAACAAUAUUUAUGGCCUUGCUUUCACUGUUGUCCUGUUCAUAUCGUCUAUAGGCAGCACUGUUCUCACCUACACCAGGAUUGCAAUAGUCUGUCUGACCAGUAAAAACAAGUCUCUGAAUAGUAAAGCCUUAAAAACCUGCAGCACUCAUCUGUUGGUGUACUUGAUUAUGUCACUCAGUGGUUAUACUAUAGUUAUUCUGCACCGCUUCCCUCAGUACUCAGACUACAGGAAACUCUCUGCUAUUCUGUUUGUUAUCAUACCUGGUGGCCUCAAUCCCAUCAUUUAUGGUUUGCAAUCUAAAGAGAUUCGAAGUUUCUUAUUAAAAAUGUUCCGUUCUAGAAAAAAAAAUUGCUUUUUUUACUAGUAAUAGCUGAAACAGC